GAGGAGCCGCCGGGAGCGGGGCCGGGCCUCGGGCAGCGCCCCGGGAGGCAGCGGCCAUGCCGUACGCCAACCAGCCCACGGUGCGCAUCACCGAGCUGACGGACGAGAACGUGAAGUUCAUCAUCGAGAACACGGACCUGGCGGUGGCCAACUCCAUCCGGAGAGUCUUCAUCGCGGAGGUGCCCAUCAUAGCCAUCGACUGGGUUCAGAUAGAUGCCAACUCCUCCGUGCUCCACGAUGAAUUCAUUGCACACAGGCUGGGUCUCAUCCCACUCACCAGCGAUGACAUCGUGGAUAAGAUGCAGUACUCCAGAGACUGCACCUGUGACGAGUUCUGCCCCGAGUGCUCGGUGGAGUUCACGCUGGACGUGCGCUGCAACGAGGACCAGACGCGGCACGUCACCUCCCGCGACCUCAUCUCCAACAACCCCCGCGUCAUCCCGGUGACCUCUCGCAGCAGGGACAACGACCCCAAUGACUAUGUGGAGCAGGAUGACAUCCUGAUUGUGAAGCUGAGGAAGGGGCAGGAGCUGAGGCUCAGAGCUUAUGCCAAGAAGGGCUUUGGCAAGGAGCAUGCCAAGUGGAACCCCACGGCCGGGGUGGCCUUCGAGUACGACCCAGACAACGCCCUGAGGCACACCGUGUACCCCAAGCCAGAGGAGUGGCCCAAGAGUGAGUACUCAGAGAUCGAUGAGGAGGAUGCUCAGGCUCCCUACGACCCCAACGGGAAGCCAGAGAGGUUUUACUACAACGUGGAGUCCUGCGGCUCGCUGCGCCCCGAGACCAUCGUCCUGGCUGCCCUCUCCGGCCUCAAGAAGAAGCUGAGCGACCUCCAGACCCAGCUCAGCCACGAGAUCCAGAGUGAUGUCCUCACCAUCAACUGAGCUGGCCCCUGCUGGGG
Molecule: messenger RNA, 901 nt
Organism: Dryobates pubescens (Downy woodpecker)
Lineage: Eukaryota; Metazoa; Chordata; Aves; Piciformes; Picidae
Gene: POLR2C
Product: RNA polymerase II subunit C
Exons: 9
Coding region: 57-884 (275 amino acids)
Biological process (GO): DNA-templated transcription
Cellular component (GO): RNA polymerase II, core complex
Molecular function (GO): DNA binding; DNA-directed RNA polymerase activity; protein dimerization activity
Source: RefSeq, a predicted model, not a curated record